This is a messenger RNA of Odontomachus brunneus, 3558 nucleotides long. RefSeq names its product transcriptional regulator ATRX (gene ADD1). The coding region runs from base 546 to 3215 and encodes 889 amino acids. Lineage: Eukaryota; Metazoa; Arthropoda; Insecta; Hymenoptera; Formicidae. The record is from RefSeq and is a predicted model, not a curated record. The transcript is spliced from 5 exons.
UUCAAGAUUAUGCUGAGGAUAUUAUGUGUACUAUGUGGGUAGUAUAUAACAUGAUUAUAAUUUUUACAGCUCUACUCAUUUGUUGUUAAUUUGUAGUAAAUUUUGUUUACAUAAACUCGAUAUUAUUAGUUACAAAUAAGGAAAUUAUUAUCAAGGAGAGAGAAUCAUUUAAGAAAGAAUUAAAUUCUAAAGAUAUAAUAAUUAUUUAGAUGAUUAGUGAUCACAUAGAAAGUCGUCAUAAGUCGUUUGAAGACUAUUCUUAAUCAAUCUCUCUCUUUCCCUCUCUCCCUUUUUUCUUAUCCUGUCAUAACUCUCUUUGAAUGAGCUUGUCCGUAGAAAGUUUUAUUCCAGCGAAUUCGUAGCGUUGUCGAUACUUUUGACCAAGUAUCUUUUCAAAUGUGACUCUUUACCAACAUGCUGUAUUAAGAUGCUUACGUAGAGUCAUGUAGAGUUGAAAAUGGCGGCAGAGUGAGCAGUGUUGUUUUGAACCGAUCGUUUCUGCCGACAAUCAUACACAUUACUCGAUUCGACUUGAGGACAUAGUCAUGGAUAUCUCAAGUAUGCUUGAGGUACAAGUAAAGGAAGUGAGAGUAGAGACAAAUGUCAAAGAGAACGGUGAACAUAGCGGUUCCAAAGGCAAGGUCACAUCGAGAAGUCAAGGAUUCAAUGCCAUAGAAUCUAUACCGAUCUCUAUAGAUGAGCACAAUUACUAUCAAGUAACGUUCGGCAAGGAUAUAGCAUCUGUACGAUAUCGCAGACUUCAUUGUACAGCUUGUGAUGUACAUAUUGGUUCUGCUCCAUCUCAAUCUCAUAAUAUGUUAGAACAUCCUGUACUUCGUACAUUAUUAUGUGCAAGAUGUCGUGAAUUUUAUGGUGAUGGGACCUUUGAACAGGGGGAUGAUGCUACAGACAUGUUCUGCAGAUGGUGUGCAAAUGGUGGUAAUUUAUAUUGUUGCUCUUAUUGCAGUAAUACAUUUUGUUAUAAAUGUAUACGAAGAAACUUUGUAUCUCGCGUAAGAAAGAAAAUUGAAGCAGAUGAAAAAUGGCAGUGCUUUGUAUGCAACCCAGCCGAUUUAUAUGAUAUGAGAGCUGUAUGCUGGGCUCUACUUCGACAUAUACAAACAGUAACAAGUAUACUACGAAAUGAAAAAAAUAUGAGUCCAGAAAUGAUCAAGGAAAAAAUGAAUUUGGACGAAUCCGAGUGUUGUCCGCGCAGGAGUAAACGUAAGCAAAAACGGAGACAGGAAUCUAAUUCGGAAGAUGAAGACGAGAGUUAUAUUCCUAAAAUUAAUGGAAUACCAAUAAUUAUAAAGCGUAAAUCAACCGCAAGUGUAAAUCAAUACAAGAAACGUAAAUUGAGACACAGCGCACCAAAUGGCACAAAACAAGUACGCCCACUACUAAUUCCUUAUAGACUAUCUGCGUCUUCAUUGCCGAACGAAAAGCCGAAAGAAUCGAAAUCGCCGUUUCCGCAGAACGAACCAGCUAAAAUUGACUGCCAAGAAGCAGUUGUCAAGUCACGCGAGAGUACCGUUACUCCACCACAGAACAAAAUGAACUUGAUUGAUUCUCCCACACCGACGCGAUACGAAUCCAGUGCAAUUCCACCUUCCUUGUACCAUACGGCCAUUAUCAAUCAAACUGCAGCGUCUACAACUUACAUUCGACCGGCUAUGAUGAACUCUGCGUUUCAUCAAAUCAUUCUGCCAGCGCCACCGCCAGUACAAAAGAUUCAGACAAUUCGUAGUAGCUCCUAUAAUUCGUCCCAGUCUCUUCGGAAUUCAAAGAAUUCAAUGGUAUCCAUAUCCAAACCGAUAGAAAAUCGCUCAAGACCUCAACUUAUUUUUCCAACAGUAAGAACAUCCGAAGAAACAUUAACUCCUAAUAUAAUCGACCUCGAUAGUGAUUCCGAUGACGAGCCGAAAAUCGUCAAACAGCAUAAUUCGACGAACAACGAUGUGGAAAAUAUGGACUUUGUAGAUAUCUCCUCUGACAAGAUAAUACCCGUUGCUCUUUUUAGUACAGAAAAUGAUAACAGCAUAAAGGAAGACGACCAACCUCUAAUAGAGGUGUGCACAACUUUAAAGAAACCACCCCCUUCUUUUAGCGAUAUAAUGUUAACGCAUAAUCGAGAACUCGAUACAUUUUUAGAAAACUUAAAAGAAAACAUGCAUAAUUUUUUUACUUUACCUGAUAAUGAGACUGUUAAAGACAGUAAAUUGGCGGCCGACCAAAAAAUCAAACUAUUCCACAAAAAUAUGCGUGAAACAGUUUUCCAGCUAGCGCAUAUUAACGAUAGAGUAAUACGUGAAUAUAACAAAUGGGAGAGGUCCAGGAAGACUGAGACUGAAACAUCAUCAACUAACCAAAGUACAGUGAUGCCCCGAGAAAAUAUAGAUAUUCCUUUAAAUAUGACUUGCGUCAAUGAGUCUGAUACUGAGUCCGAUUAUGAUAAAUCGGAAUAUCAGAUUAUAGAGUCAUCUGAUAAUAUUAAAUCUAGCAACAUUCUUGAAGACUUAUUACUGUUUGAGAAGAACGUAAAACAUUGCAGUGUUGGUAAUAGUGCGCCUUCGACUGAAGAUAAAGCGAUUCAGGUAUACGAUAUUCUUUCAAAGGAUUAUGAAAAAUGUAUCAGUUAUUCUUUGUUGACGAAAGCCCAUUACGAGAAGGAGAUCGACGAGGAUGUUUUGGAACCUGCGAAAACACCCAACGAGAGUUACUUUGAUAAGUAUCAAGAGCAGUUUAUCUUUUAUUUGCAACAUAUAGAGGAUUACGGUAUCGAAACGGAAGAUAUGAAAGGGUUGGAAAAUCCGGACAAAACCUUUAAAGAAUCGAAAAUGCCAGACUCACCGGGUACUUUAGAAUCUCGCCAAAAUAUCAAUUUGCUUACUGCAUUUACCGAAAAGUCGGAAAAUUGCGAUCAAGAAGAAAGUUCGGAAAGUUGCGCUAAUUUCACCGAUAAACUCGACGUGCCGGCAAACACAGCAGACAUUGUGGAGAUUGCGGAAACUAACAGUGAUUGCAAUAAUGAAAUACAAAUUACGAGUAUACAACCUGCCGAGAAAAUCGGAGAAACAAUGAAACCAUCAAAAGUUCAGAAUGGUGCGACAACAUUAAACAAUGAUGAUGCGAGUUCGAGUAAAAAUGCCAAUGACGUAGUAAGUGUGGAAACAGCUAUAACGGAGAGUGAGGACUGUACAAUUAUCGAGGAUUAAUGAAAGACUUCACUAAGUUAUGUGUAAUAUUACGUAAAUACUCGAAUAAUUUACAGUUCUAGUUUAGGAUAAAACCUGCUUUAAACGAUCUAUAAUGUGCGACAGAGAAAAUAAUACAACAGAAUAUUUAUAUUAUUGUUAAUGUGCGCAAAAUGAAGACAUGAUUUAUAAAUAGUUACAAUUCGAAUAGUUAUUAUAUUAAAUAUAACACACAUCUAACUAAAAUAAUUCAGAUUGAAUAGUAAAUAUAAAAUUGUUGGUAUCAUCCUUAUAUGUUUACAUGCGCAAUAUAUUAUGUAUAAUGCAGAUACAUAUGUAUAUAUAUACAUAUUGUGUCCAUAAA